Molecule: messenger RNA, 2865 nt
Organism: Colletotrichum spaethianum
Lineage: Eukaryota; Fungi; Ascomycota; Sordariomycetes; Glomerellales; Glomerellaceae
Product: terpene cyclase atmB
Exons: 2
Coding region: 1-2865 (954 amino acids)
Biological process (GO): RNA 3'-end processing
Molecular function (GO): RNA uridylyltransferase activity
Source: RefSeq, a predicted model, not a curated record
AUGGACGCCCGUUCUCAGGCUCACCCAACUACCCGUCCCAUAAUCCUGGGCUCUAUGCCAACAGAGGCAGAUACCAUCCUCAUCCAGGCCCCCAUCAUGGACCCAGUCAGACGACAGGCCCCUACGGCGGUGGCCAAUCUCAUUCACCCAGACAAAACGGACACCAUCAUCUUGCGCAUUCUGACGCAUCCCGAAAUCAUCAAGACCAGCACCUCAAUGGCCGGCAAGACAAUGGUUCGGCCCGAGGAGUUGGAGAACCAGGCUGCCUAUCUAGAGGGGCUUUGCAGCACGCUUGUUGCGGGCGCUGAAAUUGAACGAGGAGAAAUUGCUGAGAAGGAGGCAUUCCGCAUCAAAAUUGAGCAGGUUUGUCGGGCUGCCAUCACCGAGUAUGAGGUGACUCAGAACGGUCUGGGAAACUUCCCUCCGCCCUCGGUGCAAUUGAAAUGCUUUGGCAGUCUUUCUUCUGGCUUCGCAACAAAAGCAUCGGACAUGGACCUCGGCCUAGUUUCCCCCCUUUCGCUGCCUCAACCAGAUGCGGCCGGCUCCCCGAUCCCUAGGCUCAUCGAGAAGGCGUUUCUUGACCUCGGCCUUGGAGCUCGCUUACUCACUCGAACAAGAGUGCCCAUCAUCAAGCUUUGCGAGAGGCCGCCCGAGAAGUUGCGACUGGAUUUACUAGAGGAGCGCGAAAAGUGGGAGAAGGGCAUUGUGGACACCGAACAUGUUGACGUUGCGGAGGAGGACGAGAAUGCGGAAAUUGAGUCUCACGUCAAGGAGGUUACCGACGAGUCAACCGACGAUCCGACUAGCCAGAAGCCGGAAGGUUCAUCCCUUACUGAAUCUACAAACGAGCAUAGGCUGCCAACGAUUCGCCAGCCCGAGAACCAGUCCCUUUCCGCUUACUAUAACGUUGCGAAGAGGACUUUGAGAAAGAUGGGAGGCCGGGAUGUCACGCUUUCGAACUGCCGGGAACUUGCAGAAGAGGACUAUGCCAUACUCAACAAAGUCUGCGAAGCGUUCUACAAAGGUCUUCGCGACCCAGAACUGAAGCGCAGACUUUCGAACUACCAUUCCCUCUCUUUCAAGCAGCUUCCGAAUGUCCCCAACUACCGCUCUCUGGCGGGUGUCUAUGCGCAGAUGGAGGGCGAACGAAUCGUCAUGCUGUGCGAGUCAGACGCCGCCAUUGGAAGCGCCGAGGACACUGAGGAUUCGACCCGUAUGUUGAUCGCAUCAUGGAAGACGCUUCAAAACCAGCCUCACUUCGGCAUUGAGCCCCUUACCUACACGAAGCAACUGCAGUUACACCUCGAGAAGCUCAAGAAGCUCCCGACUGCGCAGCUGCUCACCCUCGAGCAGAGCCAGCAUGAAGCCGCUGCUGGGUAUCACGCGAGAACUCUGAAGAUUCUGUCAAACCUCCGGCCCCGCAACGACGGCGAUGCAGAGGCGGCAAGACAGAUUAUCAUCGACAGAUACACCGCCGGCAUCUGGCCCAGCACCGUUCGUGCCCAGGUCCGCGAGUUCGUCGAUAGCACUAAAGGAGCACUCAGCCUUGCCGCCGUCGCACGUCGUCACAAGAGCCUGCAGCUUGCCCUUGAGUUGGAUAAGGCUGUUGAACAUCAACUCUACGACCCGAGUCUCGAGAGUGACAUAAGAGAAUACAUUUCAAUUCUUCGGGGUCCCAUGCGGGAAAGUAUGGUCCAAGACUCGCAGUAUGACUACGUCAUCCCCGUCACGAAGCAGAACAUAGAGACCAUCAAGCGCAUGCGCGACCUCAAAGAUCCCGCCAAGAUGGCUGUCAACCAACCUCGCGACCCCUACAAAGACAAGCUCGAGUUCCCUAAGAACGGCGUCGGCGUCCAGUGUGACAUCAACUUCGCCGCCCACCUCGCUCUGCACAACACCCUCCUCCUGCGCUGCUACUCCCACACCGAUCCCCGCGUCCGGCCUCUUGUCCUAUUUAUCAAGCAUUGGGCCAAGGUUCGCGGCAUCAACACGCCCUACCGCGGAACACUCAGCAGUUAUGGCUACGUCCUGAUGAUGCUGCACUACCUCGUCAACAUCGUCCAGCCUUUCGUCUGCCCGAACCUUCAGGCCCUCGGGCCCCCGCCGCCGCCCGAGGGAAUGUCGCCCACCGGCCUUGACGAGAACAUCAUGUGCCGGGGCCACUUCGUCGGCUUUUGGCGAGACGAGGCUGAGAUCCUGCGCCUCGCCCAGAUGAACCAGCUCAACGGUAACCGCGACGCCCUCGGCCAGCUCCUGAGGGGCUUCUUCGAGUACUACGCUCAGAACGGCUCCAUGAGCACGUAUCCGGGCCGAGGCUACGACUGGGGCCGCGACGUCCUCAGCAUCCGCACCCCCGGCGGCCUCCUCUCCAAGUCUGACAAGGGCUGGACCGGCGCGAAGACUGUCAUCGAGUAUCGCCCCAAUGCUGCCGCGAACUCCCCCAGCACUGACAACCCUCCUGCGCCGCAAAUGGCUCUGAAGUCCCCCAUCGACCCGCCUACCCCGACCCCAACCGCCGAAGGCGCCAUCACCCAAGACGUCGCGUCGCCCGGUCUUGGCAAGGCCGCCACGACCACGGCGACGGCAAACAAGAACGGCGAGGUCAAGGAGGUGCGCCACCGCUACCUAUUCGCCAUUGAGGAUCCCUUCGAGCUCGACCACAAUGUCGCCCGCACGGUCACGCACAACGGCAUUGUCGCCAUCCGCGACGAGUUCCGGCGCGCGUGGCGCAUCAUCAAGGCCGCGGGCUCGGGCCACUUCAACGAGGAGCUGCUCCAAGACGUCGCCGCCGUCAAGGAGGAGGGCGAGAAGAGCUCGUACCUGCAGCUGCUGGACGAGAUCCACGGAUGGGAGUUGUUUGAGUAG